Molecule: messenger RNA, 4119 nt
Organism: Perca fluviatilis (European perch)
Lineage: Eukaryota; Metazoa; Chordata; Actinopteri; Perciformes; Percidae
Gene: necab2
Product: N-terminal EF-hand calcium binding protein 2
Exons: 13
Coding region: 42-1337 (431 amino acids)
Biological process (GO): regulation of amyloid precursor protein biosynthetic process
Cellular component (GO): cytoplasm
Molecular function (GO): calcium ion binding
Source: RefSeq, a predicted model, not a curated record
CUCCCCCGUAGAGCGCAGCAUGAGCGCUCCGCAGCAAAAGGAUGUGUGAGCAGGCAGCGCGCUACUGUAGGGACGGAGUCCACAAACUGCUCAACAAAGAACAAGCCAAACUUCGAGCCCAAGAAAGCCGCGAGCAGCCGAACCCCGUAGCCAGUCAGGACAGCGAGUCCGCGACGGCAGCACAGUCCGGAAACAGCGGCGCCCAGCCCGGUGGAAUCGACGGGCUCGUCCGCUGGAUAGUCACCAAAAUGAGCGACAACAAGAACAUCUCCAGCCGGGAGUACGCUUCCAGCAAGGAGGAGGUGGCCGUGGCUCAGGAGCAGUUCUUCGCCCCGGAGCCACGGAGAGGCAUCUCCGUUAUUUUGGAUAUAUUCAGAAGAGCCGACAAAGAUGAUGAUGGGAAGCUGUCUCUGGAUGAGUUCCAGGCUUUCUUCUCCGAUGGCACGCUGAACGAGGAAGAGCUGGAGAAGCUGUUUCACACCAUCGACUCUGAUAACACCAGUAAUGUUGACACUAAGGAACUCUGUGACUACUUUGCCAAGCACAUGGGUGACUAUGAGGGAGUUCUGGCCUCCCUGGAAACACUCAACCUUUCCAUCCUCAAAGCCAUGGACUUCACCAAAAAGGUUUAUGAGAGAGGAACCAACGUGGAGCAGUUUGUGACCCGUUUCCUGCUGAAGGAAUCAGCCAAUCAGAUCCAGUCUCUCCUGAGCUCUGUGGAGAGUGCCGUGGAUGCUAUUGACGAGCAGCACAGCCAAUCACGUCAUCUACCUGCCAAGGUGAGUCCCCGGAUGUCAGAGAGGCGCAACGAAAACACCGUCCCUGACUAUCCCCCAAACAACAGAGUCAGUGCCAGGGAGGCAGUCAGGACCAUUAACACUGCUUCAGGUGCAGUAGAGGUGAGGAAAGAAGGUCUGGACGCUCAGAUCAACCGCCUGGCGGAACUCGUCGGACGACUGGAGAAUAAGACAGUCUGGUUGGAUCUGCACCAGAGGCUAACAGACACAGAUGGCACUACCAGCGCAUCCUUGCUGCUGAUUCGUCAGGAGAUGGUGGUUUCACAGAAGAAGCUCGCCGACUUUUGCGAGGCUCUGAAGCAGUACCUGAAGAACGUCUCCACUCAGAGAGACUGCUUUCAUGUGACUGCGGUGCGUCUGCCAGACGGUUUAUCCUUUGUCGUCUACGAGUUCUGGGAUGGAGAGGAGGAGUGGAAGAGGCACCUCCAGUCGGCCCCCAACAAAGCCUUUCAGCAUGUGAAGGUGGACACACUGUGCCAGCCGGAGGCCGUGUCCUCUGUAGCCGUGCCAGCCGCCUGGUGCAGUGUGAACAGGGACUAGGAAUGAAGAUAUAAAACCACACGCCACGACUCCUGGACACUCCCCACCUCCGCUUGAACUCCCCCUCCAACCCUAACCCCCGCUCUCACACCCCCAAACCCCUCCUCUUUCAACCCUCACAUUCCUCAACUCUUUUUGUAAGUACAUGUUUACACAGUGCAAAUGAAUGGUGUCAACUGCAGUGAAAAUUGAACAAACAGUGCAUUUUACAACGUGAGAUUACUAAUGCGUUUGCAUCUCACCAUGGUAGUUUGCUAGCUCAAGAUACUGGAUUACGUCUUCAUGUUUCAAGUAGCUUUGAGCCACUGUGAAGUGGAGUUUGUCAUGUAGCAAGGACCCUGGCCUUGAGUUUUUCAUGUAGCAGUUACCGUUUUUGGGGUAGUGGCGCUUUUUUUUCACUCCUGUUAGGGUUAACCACAGGUAGCUCAUCUAGUUAGCCGUCAUUUCAUUCCACAUACAGCGUUCUAAAAAAGUCAAUUUUUGUUUUGUCUUGUAACUGAUCAAAUGCUUUGGACAUUAUUCUCAUAUCAGCCAUUCUGAAAUCCCAUCGACAUGUUGAGUAAAGAGGACUAUCUACAGACCAAGUUGCCAGAUUAGCUCGCAAUCUCAGGAAAACUGAAUGCUUGUACUUAGCUUGAAGGUUAGCUAGCUCCCUAGCUAGCUCACUGUCAAACUUACUUUCCCCGAGUCUAAAUAAAUGAGUUGGGGUUGUGUCAAAAAAAUAUAUAUAAUAUGGUGAAAACCAUGAAGGCCUUGCGAGCAGUGAGUGGGUUUUUAGAAUGAAUAAUUACAAAAUGUGUAGUUUAAGAUUUUGUGCACUCAUAUGGACAAGCGCUAGCUAGAGCUGGCUCAAUAACUAGAUAAAAAUGUAUUCAUACAAUAGGCCUAUAAUAGCCUAAUACAUAGCCUACAAUAUCCAUUCAUAGGCCUACCACAUUAUGUCAAUUUGAGAUUCUCCCAAAUGGACCUGAAGGCAGCAUCAUUGCGAGAUUCUGAUGCCAAAUGCCAUAUUAGCCAGAAUUUAUGACAACACCUGUUUUGCUAAACCCUGUUUUAAGGUAAGAUGGACUCUGAAUAACACAAGGAAGGAAGAUAUAACAUAUCGGACAUCUUUUAAAUGUGCUUCAUACAAAUAAAAGAGCAUUUUCCAUCUCAAAGAGAAUCUAUAUUGACAUGUGGACUGGUUGACUGAGGUAUUUCCCUACGAAUAGUGCUACUCUCCUAUACAUUAAUGAGGGAACGAGGGCCUUCCCUUAAUACCUCACAAUAGUUAUAUAUAAUAACUCGGAAGUCGUAAUUUACGAGUUCCCAGUGGGAAAUUUAAAAUGGAACGCCCCUCAAGUCUGAUUUCCGACUUGGAAAGUCGGAGAACCUCACAGUACCCCAAGCAAAGCCAACCUCAAAAUCCAACAUGACUGGCUGCUUCAUGCAUCUACAACAGUGAUAGCUGUAGUAAUAUACAGUAUAAUAGCACUUCUGUCUUACUUGUGUCUUACUUGUGGCUAACAAUGGCUAACCUGGCUAGCGCAAACCCCACUGUGAAAAAGUGGUUAUUGCGACUCGUUGUACUGGUAUGCAGUCAACUGUGUUGUGUGACGUCAUUCCUGUGCACACUCAUUCAAUCAGAGAACCAGGGUUACGGUUGUAACUUUAGGUUUCAAAUGCCCACUUGCAUCUUUCAGACUUUUCAGAUCCAUUUGUUUUGUUGCUUGAGCUUGUUGACUUUCCUCACCCCGAGUACAUUCAUGGACAAUGGCUGCUGUGGGAGUAAUGUCUAUGAUGGUAGGAGCUUAGUUAGCAUGUGUAAACACAGCACAGGUUUUUACUGAGCAGCAGAACCCUGAACCCAAAUCUGUGUGAAACCAGACAUCAUGAUUAUAUCAGUACAUCAGAUGGUGACAUUACCUGGCGCCAGAGACCAGCCAAUGGGAGAGGGCCAGUUAGGUAUCCUGAACAAUAAAGACAUGUCAGUAUUCACACAUAUUUGGGUAUGCAGAUGCUAGAUGGUUUUUGAUUGACAAACACGUAGAGAAACAUUGACAGCAUUGAUUUCUUCAUGUAGCUUUUAUGUCAUGAAACACUUUGGGGUUGACUCUUUAAACAUUGACAUCGGGGUCAUUUAAGAGGUGAGAUGAACAGAUCGUUUUGCUGUCAAGGGAUCAUUUGUGACUUAGACAAGUGUCUGCUGCUACCUUGAGACAGAAGAGAGUAGAGAGAUGAAGGCAGCACCUCACUGUUCUCCAUGCAGCUAAAGUUUGUUUAUUUCUGCCUUCUGUUGUUGUAUUCCUUGUCUGAAUUGGUGGUGGGUAGCUUAUAUUAGCUGUGUAAGUCUAGUAUAGAUUGUACAUAUGAAAAUGUUCUAUUAUGAUUAUAUUUGUAUUUAUUGACAUGUUUUAGUGCUAUGGUGCAAAUUUUUUCCUGAGUGGAAGUGGCAGUAGCUUUCUAGGCGCUGCAGCUUCUUGUAACAGUUUGUUUGAAUCAGAGUACCCACCAUCAGAAACUUCAGACAGAUAAACCCGUCUGAAUGACUUUGAAUAUGAAGCCUUAAACAUCACCACAUGCUAGAGUAGCUUUUAAGGGUUCUUUUUUGAUGUGUUAACUCCCAGUAAGCAGGGAAAAGCCCAAUAGCAGUCUUUCAGUUUGGUGGCAUCAGAUUACGCAACACCUGUUUUGACAGACAGACAGACAGACUGAUAGACAGUCCCUCCAGAAAAACGUGAUUAUGCGAUCGCAUAAUUCAAUGCAUAAUCAGCCAAAGUCCGCAUAUUUAUGCGGGGGCCGC